Molecule: messenger RNA, 1119 nt
Organism: Trichoderma harzianum CBS 226.95
Lineage: Eukaryota; Fungi; Ascomycota; Sordariomycetes; Hypocreales; Hypocreaceae
Exons: 1
Coding region: 88-810 (240 amino acids)
Source: RefSeq, a predicted model, not a curated record
CUCUCCAGGUGCCGAAUCGCAGAUCGGAAAGGCAUGUAUUUGCACUCCUAAGCACAAGUGCCCUCUCGCCAACGCCCGUCGGGUCUCAUGAGAUCCAUGUGCCGCAUCUUGUUUGACUUAUCUCUACUGUACUGUACCUAUUGCAUCACCAUCUACGAUAUCACAUUGGAUCAUCCAUUACUCGUGCUAGUACCUUCAAAGCCAUGGAUACUUGCCGUAGUGCCCAAAGUAGUUCUCAGUCACACCAAGCGUGAUGCUGUAAAAGAGAAAAAGCAAGAGGACCAAAAAGAGGGUGUCGAGGCCGCAGCCCUUGUGCAACCUCAAGCUGAGAUACUCGCCUCUUCUCCCUCCGUAGGUUGGGCAGUCCCAAGGCAAGGGCACCUGUAUCAUUGGUCCCUCCGCAUCUGCUGGAGGUCAGUCACUUUGUCCGGAAAUCUUCUUCCCUGGGCCGCGGCCAGUGGCUUGUUUCCUCUCUCUGGACAGCCUCGCCACCAUCUUUCACCACUUGAUCCCGCCUCGCUCGGCCGCUCUUUUUAUUGUGAGGAUCCCGGGCCUUUGCCACAUCUACUAGCCUUGCUCACCAACUUAUACUCGACUUCACUACAGCCCGCCUCCCACGGUACUACCGUGCUUAGUGUCUUUGUACUUGUAAGUGUAAGUAGGGUCUUGGUAGCUCUCUGUGCUACCAACACUGAGCUGUACAUCCAACUGACGAGGCGGACGGGCUGCGGCAACAAGAUCGUCAGCCCAGCUAUCUUAUCCGCUGUUCGUGCUACUGCUGCGAGGUUAGGUGCUAAGGUCUGGUACUAGGCAAUCUAUCUGUGCUGCCCAUAGCUGCGCUUGCAACGCGCCUUCACCGGCUUCUGCAGAGAACUCGGGUUAGUACAUGCCAUCCCUACCCAAAAGUUUUCUUAAAAAAAAUCAAAAAAAAUCAAGGAAAACCCAAGACUCAGCUAAUGCAACCGCCGUCUUGCAGUAACACUCCAGUUCUUCUUGUUAGUGACAGAACUGUUUUCUUCUUCUCCUCGCUGUUUUAUUGCGUCUUCUUCUUGUCCGUGGUUCUCUCAUGGAAUCGACCAGCUGCCGCGAUUGCUAGAGACGAAGCUCGCGCGGGCCGCC